Messenger RNA from Phialemonium atrogriseum, 2389 nucleotides. RefSeq names its product Aldehyde/histidinol dehydrogenase. The coding region runs from base 191 to 2389 and encodes 732 amino acids. NCBI's taxonomy places the organism in Eukaryota, Fungi, Ascomycota, Sordariomycetes, Cephalothecales, Cephalothecaceae. Gene Ontology annotation, molecular function: succinate-semialdehyde dehydrogenase (NAD+) activity. Gene Ontology annotation, biological process: GABA catabolic process. The record is from RefSeq and is a predicted model, not a curated record. The transcript has 6 exons.
AGUUGCUGUGGGCGUGGCGGCACGAGGGAACCUCUGUCUCCAAACUCAACCCGGCCCCUCCACCUCGGUAAUUAUUAUCCCCGGUUUCUGCAUCUUGUCCAUCGCUGUUACCUAUUCACGAUUUCUGCCACCAGAUCGAUUAAAUCUGCUCUCAUUGCUGGUCUGCGAAGCAACUAGUUCAAAGUUGAAAAUGUCGUCUGAGCUCUUCAGCCUGGCGGGCAAAACGGCCAUGGUGACGGGAGGCACUCGAGGCAUCGGCCUAGCAAUGGCCGUAGGUCUCGCCGAGGCAGGCGCCGAUAUCAUCCUCAUCCAGCGGUCCGCCUCCCCCACCGCCACCAAAGAGGCUAUCGAAGCCCUGGGCCGCGAAUGCCACACCUUUACCUGCGACAUGACCGACCGUUCCGCCCUCGCAGCCCUGAUCCCUGCCGUCACCGCAUCCCACCGCGUUGACAUUCUCUUGAAUGUCGCUGGAAUCCUCCAGCGCAUCCCCACCGUCGAUUGUCCUAUCGAAGUAUACGAUGAAAUCAUCCAAACCAACCUCACCGCCACGUUUCAGCUGUGCCAGGCUAUCGGCCGCUACUGGAUUGCCAACAAGAUGAGAGGCAAAAUUAUCAAUACGGCCAGUCUCACGACGUUUCUUGGGAGUGUCAACCUGGCUGCGUACGCGAUGAGCAAGGGAGGCGUAGGGCAGUUGACCAAGGCGCUGAGCAAUGAGUGGGCGGCAAACGGGAUUAAUGUGAACGCCAUUGCUCCUGGAUACGUCGCAACUGACAUGAACAUCGACACACGAAUCACUGGUGAUCCAGCCUAUCUCAGGUCAUUAAACGAGAGGAUUCCUGCUGGCCGUUGGGGGGACCCACAGGAUUUCAAGGGACCGGCCGUCUUCCUAUGUAGCAAGGCCAGCGACUACGUCCAUGGCGAGAUCUUACUGCUGUCCGACAAGAGCCUUUUCAUUAGCGAUGCCUUCUACGAGGACAAAUGGCACAGGACGGCCGAUACCUUUGAAGUCUUCGACCCCGUAUCGGGUACGGCUUUCAGCAAUGUCGCCAACCUGGAUAAAGCGGCGAUCCAGGCGGCGAUUCGAAGCGCGAAGAAGGCGCAGCAAGAAUAUUACUGGUCGACGACGGCCGCCGAGAGAGGCGCGUACUUGCGUAAGUGGUUUGAUCUGUGCAUAGCGAACAAGAAGGAUUUGGCGACGAUCCUCUGUCUCGAAAACGGAAAGACACUGGCCGAGGCCGAGGGCGAGAUCUCUUAUGCAGCAUCCUUUAUCAGCUGGUUCAGCGAGGAAGCUACGCGCUCGUACGGCGACGUCAUCUCCUCCAGCACGCCGCACACAACCGUCAUGACGCUCAGGCAGCCCGUGGGUGUCUGCGGCAUCAUCACUCCCUGGAACUUCCCCGCGGCCAUGAUCACCCGCAAAGUCGCACCGGCCUUGGCUGCCGGCUGUGCCGUCGUAAUCAAGCCCCCCUCUGAAACCCCCCACACCGCUCUAGCCUUGGCCAGGCUGGCAGUCGACGCAGGCAUCCCAGCCGGGUGCGUGCAAGUCUGCCCGACCAAGGACCGCGAGGCUGCCACCGAGCUCGCGACCAGCGAGCUGGUCGACAAGAUCAGCUUCACGGGCAGCACGGGGGUGGGCAAACUGCUCGCCAAGCUCGCGGCUGGGACGCUCAAGAGGGUCAGCCUGGAACUGGGCGGCAACGCACCGUUCAUCGUCUUCGAGGACGCCGACCUCGAUCUCGCCGUCGAAGGAGUCAUGGCCUGCAAGUUCCGCUGCUCGGGCCAGACGUGCGUCUGCGCCAACCGCCUGCUGGUCCACAGAUCCGUGGCCGAGGCCUUCGCGGCCAAGCUCGUCACCCGCGUCAACACCCUGAAGAUGGGCUCAGGAUUCAACCCGGGCACGACCCAGGGACCCCUCGUCAACCGCGCCGCCGUGAACAAGGUCGCCCAGCACGUCCGGGAUGCGCUCUCGAAGGGUGCCCAGCUCGCGGCGGGUGGAUCCCAGCCCGCCGCAGACUCCCACCCGGGAUUCUUCUACGCGCCCACGGUCCUCACGCGCGUCACGACGGACAUGCAAGUCGCCAACGAAGAAACGUUUGGCCCGUUGGCCCCGAUCUUCGAGUUUGAGAGCGAGGGGGAGGCGGUUGAGCUGGCGAACGAGACUGAGUUCGGGCUUGCAGGCUACUUCUUCAGUAAGAAUGUCGGACGGAUCAUGCGGGUUGCGGCCCGCUUGCAGUGCGGAAUGGUGGGAGUGAACACGGGCAAGAUCAGCGCUGUAGAGACGCCCUUCGGGGGCAUCAAAGAAAGCGGAUAUGGACGCGAGGGUAGCAAGCAUGGUAUGGCGGAGUACGAGGUCAUCAAGUCGGUGACGAUUGGCAACCUGGAUCGUUAG